CUGCAAACUUUUCGGGCCGGCGGCGCCGGGCGGGGCGGGGCGGUGCGGGGCGUCCGCCGCUGCCGCGGGCGGCUCUCGGCUCCGGCGGCCGUCGCUCACCGAGCUGUGUUCUCGGCUCUUGGGGAGAACUUAAGUGAGCUCUAGGGCUUGAAAUUCCUCUUGCUAGUCUUCCAUUCUGUUAAAUGCUUCGCAAACCAGAGCAAAGGAAGAGACGUGAGGAGUUGAAUUUCACUGCCUUGUUUGGAACUGGGUGGAAAUCCUGGAGAUGGAUCUCUUAGGAGACUGUCUUCCAAUGGGGUUAGAUGCACAGGAGCAAUGGAUCGCCCCAGCUACCUGGAAGAGGACUAUUCUAGCCUGGAUGGGCUGGACGAUGACGUGUUUCACUCUGAUGACUUUGGACUUGCAGGUCAGCCUGGUGAGAUGACUGCAACUGGCAUUUUCACACAGAACCAGUCCUACAGCUGCCUUCUGGGGAGGUUUCAACUAUUUCCCCUCACACACUGCUGUGGUCCCGGUAUCAGGCAUCCUGAGCAGCAGGACAAGGCAACUCAAACACUCAGCCCGUCCUCUUCCAGUCAGGAUGUUAUGUUGCCUUGUGGAGUCACUGAAGAGCCCCGGAGACUCUUCUAUGGGAAUGCUGGUUACCGCUUACACGUCCCUCCAGUUGGCUUUGCAUUGGAUCCAAAUCUCCAAGAAGAGCCUCAGGAAGGUCAGCGGGAGGCGCGUACUGAGGUGCAGAUUGCACGGAAGUUGCAGUGCAUUGCAGACCAGUUCCACCGGCUCCACAUACAGAGGGUAGGGUGUUUCCAGAGGGGAAGGUGGGGUGUUUCUUAUCCAAGAGCUGUGCUCCAGAAGAUUGGCUCCAGGCAUCAUCUAAGCAGGCUGCCGCCUAAGGCAACAGUAGGCUGCCAGCAGUGACAAAACACCAUGGUAUCCCUAUGUAUUAUGCUAGAUUGGUGGUUCUUUGUAAAAGACUGGCAGGUGGAGGGAAGAAUCAUAGAAGAGCAUGUGUAGAACUGCAGUUAUUGUCUGGGAAUGUAGCUGCUGUUGUCUGCUAUUUCAGCUCUCCUGGUUCAUCAGCAACAGGGUCACUGAUGCUUUCUCUAGAAUUUUACUUUAUUCUCUACUCUCCUUACCACCAGCAUCAUCUCUUCUGCUGUACAGUUGGUUGUCUGUGACUUGUAUCAGUUCCUCAUCUUGGAGAUGACAACAAGCCUAGAGUCUGUUUUGACACUCCUUGUUGUCUAGGGAUAGCUGUCUCAAAUAUUAGAGUGUAUUAUGACUAUGCUAGACUUGCUAGCAACUCCUCUGUGAGACAGUCCUAGCUAGUGUCUCAGACUUGUGACCAACUUCCUCACAACAAAAGACAGCUGUAAGAUGCCACCAGGUCUGAAAAACAGAAUCUUGUUUUACUUUUCUUUAAAAAAGAAAAAAAAAAAAAGAAGAAAAAAAAAGAGCUCUGCUGUUUUUAAAGGAACAAAAUAAAGCCAACGUCCCUUAAAAACCUAGAUUCUUUCUCCCUUCUCCCUCCCUUCCCCUGUUGAAUAGUAAACAAAUAGAAAUUCCAGCCAUGCAGGUCAAAGUUUGGCAGCACUUCUCUACUUGUAUGCGAGUCCAGCAAGGUGUUGCAGUGUGUAUCCAAAUGCAUAUGAAGAAGCUGACCCUCUUGCUGAUUUCAGAGUGACAAGAAACUUAUUUCAUUCCAAAUGAGUUGGUGCUGUUAACUUGGAGUCUGUUGCAAUUCUACUCAAAGGUAAGUGAGGAGCUCUGCCCUGAUCAGAGAACGUGGCUUGUAGCUGGGCAAAGUUUUAGUUGUCUCUAUGAUAAGAAAGAGGAGGGGGAAACGGGACUCUUCAAACGGCAGGAAGGUUAAAGCUGUAACAGGAAGAUUAACCUGUAGAAAUGUAGAUUGGGCUAUGAAUGUCAUUUUGCAAAUUACAGAAAAUGAUGAACAACCACAACCUUUUUAGCAUGCAUUGUUGGUUGAACGGGGGUUUCCCCAGUGCCACCUUUUCAUAGCAAUAGCUGUCUACAGCCAGAUUGUCUCACUAAAGGGAAGGCUAACGUCUCCGGAGUGGAGGAGCUCUGGAGUGAAGUGGUGGAACUGGUUGUAACUUGACCCCUUGCAGCUCGAGGAGUGAACCUACCUCUUGUCUGUGCCUUGGAAACACAUCCAAGAAUGCCCACCCAAAGUUGCUCUCUGAAACUGCCCCUGGUCUGGCUUUUGCUGCCUCUUGGCCGCGGGGAGCUGCCAGCCGCUAGUGCUGUACGCAGGGCUGCGGCCAGGGCUGCCCGGCCAGCCCCAGUGCGUGUCAGCCAAGCGUGUGGGAGAGUUAGUAAACAAAGGCGUCCGCCUGCACUACCCAAUCCUGCAGCCAGCGGAGGAGGAGCUCUGCUGUCUUUGUUUGGACUGGAAGAGCAACAAGUUGUAAAGGGGGGGAGCUGUUCAGCCAUUUACAUUUGAAAACAAAGCCAAAGAAAUCCAGAAACGUAACCGAGGAUGGAGUAGUUCAGCCAGUGGUUCUCCACAGCCGGACCCUGGGAUAGGCCUUGGCAUUUGCAUCUGCUAGGGGAUUCUUUCUCGUUUGUCAGGAGAACGAAGUACUGAGCCACAUACUAGUGUCUGAAGCACCGUUCCCUAUGGAGUGUUUUGUUAAAAUGCCCUGUCCCUUCCAAGCCCUGCACACAGGAUUUCCUGUGGCUUUUGGCAUGGUUGCGUGCAGCCCCUACGUCCUGUGUGCAGUGACUCUAUCCAGCCUGUCACUGAAGAAGCAAGCAGUCUGUUUCUAGAGAUGCAUGGACUGGUUUACAAUGUGUUGUGGCUUGGAAGAGGCAGUCUGAGACAUGGAAAACAAGGCUGUCACCUAGCUUGCUGUAAAACUGAACACAGAUUUGGAUGUCCCAUUCCAACCUGUGUCAAACAUUCGGUCAAAACCAACUUUCCAAAGUGAUGUCUUGAAUCAGAUUUAGAAAAUCACAAAGUUAGUCACACCGGUGUGGUCUUGUGAAGUCCUGAGAGAGAGCAAGUCUGGUUUUCAACAAGCCGCAUCUCUUUUUGGAGACUACAAAACAUCUUAUCUGUGGACUUGUGAAAAGAAAAAGAAUGCUCUCAUUCAGUAGGAGUUAGGAAAGAUUUUCAGUGUUGGAGUAACUCACGUGGCCAGCUCAAGAGUUGCCCUCACUUGGCUCUUGAGUUCUGCGAGGCAAUCCAGCAGUUCAGGUACGGCUCUCAUUGUGCUCCUGCAGCAGCAAGGCUGUGUUGACACAAAGGCUGUUGGUUAAUGUACAUCCCUGGCUGUGAGAGGGAACUGAACAGUCAGUUGCUACUGAGGUUGACGUCACUGAGUUGUCAUUGGACUCAGCUGCAUGCACAGUCUAACCCCAUCCCACACUGGGAACCCUAGGGAGUCACUGUUAUCUCUUCCCUGUGCUCUCUGGCUAUGUGGUGUUUGUUUUGUGGUUCUUGGCUAUGCAAAAGAUUUUUGGGUAUGCAUCUCAUAAGAAUAAGAAAGUUGGCCGCACCUAUGCUUACUUUUGGCAUGUACACCAUUUUCAGGUUUUUAUUUCCUAAUAAUGUCUUAAACAGAAUACAGUGGUUUAAAACCUGGCAUUUUAAUCCUUAGAACAGUGCUAGGGCAGUAACAACAUUCCCUAGCACUCUGUGGCUUUAAUCUUUUUAAGGUGCUGAAUUUAUUAUAGGAAAGACUUGAGCAAUGCUCAGUGUUCGUGAGCAUCAGAGCCUUACUAGAGGUUGAUCCAGAUUUGGAAGGGCUCUUUAGAAUGACAUGCAAGGCCAUCUGUGUUUUCUAAAGCUCUUUAGAGGCAGCCCUUACCUGUCUGAAGCUACGUAGCUUCUGGCAAUGUUUCCUCCAUUCUGUGUUUCUUGCUCUGCCCCUUUGAAAGCAAUGCAGAGCUGAGUCAUGCUUUCUCUGGCAGAACCAAGCACCAGUCCAUAUUUCUCUUUGCUUUCAGCAAGCAUGCAUUUGCUGUGGUAUAUGGGUGCCUUCUGUCUGAGCUGCUGACUGUGGCCCAGCCUGUGACUGAGACUGAAGGGUAUACCUACCUGGUGGUUAUGAGGAACAGAACUGGGCUUAGGGUCCCCACUGGUCAGUCAGCGGGGUUGUGUUGCCUCUGCCUCCUUGUCCAGGCUGUGGCAACAAGUGCUUGGACUCUUCCUCAGGUCCUGAGUGCACUUGACCUCUCUUGCCUUGAGGAGAGGUUUCAGCUUUGCCUGACAGUGAAUUUCAUGAUCUGAUGCACCGCUGGAUGGAAUGUGAGUAGAAAACUACAGAUUGCAGGAACAGUGCAGAGCUGCCCUAUAGGAGCAUGUGGAUUAUGUAAGACUGAGAUGGAUGACACUGUAUAUCAGUAUUGCACCCCUUUAGUUUGACAUGGAUCCAUUCAGACAUUGAAGGUUACAGGUUUUUCCAAAUAACUUUAAAAGCAGGCUGUAGCUUUGAGGGAACCAUUCUUUUUCACAUCUUCUUCAUAGUGAUCACUUCAUGGGGGAAUGAAGUUGUGUCUUUAAGAGUCAAGGAGUGGUAGCCUUGAACAGUUCUGGGCUCCAGUCCAAGCAGAGCCACUGACUUGCUGUAUGACCUCAGACAAGUCUCUUGACCUCCUUGUGCUUCAGUCAACCCAUCUGGAAAGCUUGGUUUAAAAAAAGCUGACCCUCAACGAGAAGCAGAUGCUGAAUCAGAGCUGAGCUUUCUUGAGUAAAUAAGUGCAUUACAAACAACAAAGCCCCUUUCCAACACAUCAGGAAUCCUGCAGUUGAUUUAGAUAUGCUGACCGUGCUCAAAAAACCUCCCAUGAAUCUAGCUAUAGAAAAUUCUGUUUCUGACCAUUCCCAACUUGAUUCAGCAGAUAAGUCUUGCUGUCACUGUGCAGUGGACCCAAGCAAUAUGUGGAGACUGGAUGCCUGUAUCCCUCAGUUGUAGACAAGCUACCAGACUUGUACCAUUCGUCUCAAUUUAAUGAUACUGAAAAUGUAUGGGAGGAAAUGUUGUUUUCCUUUGAAAGUGAAACUUGUUACAUUUUUGCAUAUUUUUUUCCCCUCUCUGUCUCAUGAGAAUUAUUGAGGCCUCCUCUGAGACACCUUUGCUUACGCAAUAGGGAACCUGGGUGCCUUGUCAGAAGCUUCUUAGUGCAGGAUGAUGGGUACACAGCACUAUCUGUGCAAUUGUUAUCCAAAACUCCAGGAGGCUUUCUCCAUUGUUUAUUGGGGUCAUUCAGGGAAUUUUUAAUUUAAUUUUUUAACUGAUUUUUUUUGCAGGAAACUCUCCUUUACAUGACUUAACAUUUAAAAAAAAAAAAGUCAGAUAAAGACUUUAAAUAAUGUAGAAAUUCCCAAACUGGCCUGCAGCUGAGCCUGUAGCA
Molecule: messenger RNA, 5379 nt
Organism: Numida meleagris (helmeted guineafowl)
Lineage: Eukaryota; Metazoa; Chordata; Aves; Galliformes; Numididae
Gene: BMF
Product: Bcl2 modifying factor
Exons: 4
Coding region: 316-918 (200 amino acids)
Biological process (GO): negative regulation of autophagy; apoptotic process; positive regulation of apoptotic process
Cellular component (GO): myosin complex
Source: RefSeq, a predicted model, not a curated record